AUGAACAAUCCUAUAUUUAAUACAGCAAGGAUAUUUUUGUAAAAUAAAUAUCACUUUGCCACUCCUUUAGAAUUAUUCAAACAUCUUAUAACUAAUUCUAGCUAUUUUCAAGCUCCUCAAUUGAAAAAUGACUCAAAUGAUGAACUCCUGUAUAAAUUGAUUUUCAUUGCAGGAUUUCAUGAAAGAAGGAAUUGUGGCAAUAUUGUGAAAGAAUUCUCUUAAAAUUGCAUGAUUUAAAUUAGGGAUCGUAUUGAAGAUAUACAUAUGGAUAUACCUACUUUGAUUUAAGCUUUCUUGGCAAUGAGCAAUGUUUUACUUGAUGAUGAAAAGAUUGUUUCAACUAUUUUAAAAUAAUUAAAAGAUUAAGAAGAAUAGAUCACUCUUAAAUAAUUUCAUUCAAUUUAACAUUGCCUAUACAAAUUAGGAAGAUAGAAUCAAUAUUGGUCAUCUAAAGCUUGUGAUGCAAUGACAAAUAAUUUAACUACUAUCUUAAUCUAAGAUUAUGUAUAAUACUUGCAUAUUGCUAGCAAUUUAUAUUAAAUAGGUUUAUUUUAAGAAUCACAUCUUAUUAAGCUUUUAGAUAUUUUAUAUUACAAACUCGGAAAAUAAUAAAAACAUAUUUAUUUAUCUAAAUUUACAUUCUAAUUCGCAUAAAUGAUGUUUAAUAUAUAUCCUGAAAUUAUCAAUCAACCAUUAAAUCAACUUAAUUGUAAUCCAAAUAAUCCAUUUGAAAUUUAUUUCUCAUUUUUAAAAAGGGAUUACUAGGUAUGUAGAUAAAUUCUUUCAAGAAAAAAUAUUGGAGUAUCUAUCGAUUAUUUUGAAAAUGAGAACUUUCCAUAUCUAUUAAGAUUGAGAGAAGACUCUAUUAGUAGAUCAUAAACACUUUUAGAAACUGAAAUUAUUCAAAUUUUAUAAUUAUUGGAAAUUAAAUUUCAAAAAUUUCAAAAAGUGCUCAUUUAUGAUAUUGAUUUUAAAGUUAUGGACAAUAUAUUAAUUAAUUGUAAUGGUCCCUUGCAUUUUAUUUCUACCUUAGAUGGUGAAAUUAAAUAAAAAUCGUUCAAUACAAUGAUGCAAUUUAGGUAUUGUCAUACAUAAAUAAAGACAUUUGAAAACACUUGAAACUUAAAAAGCCGUUGAUUUUGACUUUUUUGAGUGGAAGCAAGAAGAUUCACUUGAUUACAAAAUAUCAAAAAUGAAAAAUAUCUUGAACUUGAUAUGA
This is a messenger RNA of Paramecium sonneborni, 1219 nucleotides long. NCBI's taxonomy places the organism in Eukaryota, Ciliophora, Oligohymenophorea, Peniculida, Parameciidae. The record is from the annotation of a GenBank genome assembly.